Messenger RNA from Mytilinidion resinicola, 777 nucleotides. RefSeq names its product NAD(P)-binding protein. The coding region runs from base 1 to 777 and encodes 258 amino acids. NCBI's taxonomy places the organism in Eukaryota, Fungi, Ascomycota, Dothideomycetes, Mytilinidiales, Mytilinidiaceae. The transcript has 2 exons. The record is from RefSeq and is a predicted model, not a curated record.
AUGGCCGAGUCAAGAGUCUUCUCCAUUACCGGAGGAGCAUCCGGUAUCGGUGCAGCCACUGCACGUCUAUUGGCCCAACGGGGAGCCUCAGCGCUCUGGAUAGCAGACAGGAACCCAGUGAAUUUCCAGGCAAUCACAGAUGAAAUCCGAUCCUGUAAUCCGACCGCCCAAGUACACACACAUCAGGUGGAUGUGUCGAUGGCGCAGGAAGUUGAUGAAUGGAUUGACAAGAUCAUCAAGGACGGUCCUCUACACGGAUCCGCGAAUGUGGCGGGACUUGCUCAGGCAACAAGUGCGAGAGAUGCUCCCAAUAUUCUCGAAGAGACAAAUGAGUCAUGGAGGAGAGUGAUGGGUGUCAAUAUCGACGGCGUCUUCUACUGCACGAGAGCACAGAUUCGAGCGAUGAAAACCAUGCCAACAGACUCGCACUGUUCCAUUGUGAAUGUAGCCAGCAUGAUCGCGCUCUUCCACGUGGGUGACACUUAUGGCUAUGGCACUUCAAAAGCAGCUUGCGCCUACUUUUCCACCAGUGUGUCUAAGGACGUAUACCCUUUUGGGAUCCGUGUGAAUUCGGUGUCUCCGGGCAACGUUGAAACUCCCAUGAUGAAUGAUGUCCUGCCCUCGACAUCACCUGAAGAGCGUCGCCAACUCAUUAGAGCCGCUAGGAUGGAACCCAUGCAUCCAUCCUCCAUCGCCAGGGUAAUAGCUUGGCUUCUGAGCGAAGACUCUCUCGAUGUAACUGGUGUCAAUCUCCCUGUCGGACUGGGCUACCCUUAA